This is a messenger RNA of Cloeon dipterum, 3131 nucleotides long. RefSeq names its product WD repeat-containing protein 44. Bases 118 to 2979 code for a protein of 953 amino acids. The transcript has 13 exons. The record is from RefSeq and is a predicted model, not a curated record. Gene Ontology annotation, molecular function: protein binding. NCBI's taxonomy places the organism in Eukaryota, Metazoa, Arthropoda, Insecta, Ephemeroptera, Baetidae.
GACCUUGCGAUUGGCCAGCAUAUUGAAUUUCAAGAUGGAUCCUUUCUUACAUUUCUUGUCUUUGUGAGACCUGUCAGAUUUCAACUAGGUGUCGGCAUGGAGUAGACUGUGGACACGAUGGCCGACGCCUCGUCCAACAGCGACUCGGAGGAAUUCUUUGAUGCAGAGGACAACACUCCUCACCGCAGCAGCAGGAGAAGUCGGGCGAGCCUCAACAAGCAACAGGCCGCGUCAGCUGCUGCAGCGCUUGAUGCAGCAAGUGCCAAAUCAGCGCCCACUGAAGAGGAAACUCCAGCGCAGUUGCUUGAAGUGAGUAAGGCCAAUGUGCCAGGUUCAGAGGACUCGACACCUUCUGACGUGCCUGAUGGAACUAGCUCAAGAAAAGAGCUGUUGACGCUUCCUAUUGCUCCAGCUACAGUCGGAGACAAAGAGGAUGAGAUUAAAUCCAAGCUGGAGGAAACCGAGACCCGGCGAAGACGAGUUCAGGAGCUGCGCCAGCGCCUCACAACUGAUGAGGACUUGCAGGCCACAGCGGCUGCAGGCUCUCCCCAGGGCUCUGGCGCUUCAUCUGUUGACAACAUGUACCUGACAGGAAGGGCGUCAGUCCAGUCUGCCCCAUCCACUUCUCACCCCUUCCGAAUCAUUGAUACCACAGAUUCGGUCAGUCUGAGCUCUAUCGGUCGUGGCGGCCUCCUCCUCUCUCAAUUUAAAGCUGACUCUAUCCCUGUGGUGAUGUCGAUGGGUUCAUCUCAGGGUCUCCAGGAGCCAGAUGUGAUCGCCAGCACAAAAGGAGCGGUGCCUGUGGCGCCUCCUCGCCGCAAGAAACGCCAGCCGAAGCCACCAAGUGCCGUAAGACCGAGCGAGGAGCAGGUGAAGGAGGCCGGAUCUCCACCACUGCCCUCGCCGGCCAGUACGCUGGCCACCCUUGCGGAGGAAUGGGAGCGCAGCCUGGACCUGAAGGCAGCGGUCAAGGGCCAGUACGUGGUCAAGCCACAAGACACGGCCACUUCCAGAGCUGAGCCGUCCCCACCGCCCUCCUCACCUGCGUCGCCACUCGCAACCACCGCAUCUGCAGCCUCCGCCGCCGCGUCCUCAACCGCCCCCAUGCCGCCCCACUCGUCCUCUUGCUCCUCGGGCUUCAGUUCCGCUUGCUCCAGCCUUCCUAGAUCAGCACGUCCCAGUCCCAGGAACUCCAAGGAGAGAAAUGGCGUUGCUGGCAUCAAGGCUGAGGAUCUUGGCGUCAGGACAAGGACUGACUCUGGCAAACAGCUUACUGACUUGGAAAUACUUGAACAAGUGACGGUGCUGAACUUAGACACGGGCGAACGGGUGCCACUCUCUAUCGCCGAAGACAAGCUACCUCAGUGCAUCAACCCACUGUCUCUGCACAUUAUGCGCUUGACCUCAGAAUAUGUCAGCAAUUCGAGUUUGGAAAAGGAGCGCGAGAGCGAUGAAGAAAGCAUCAUGAGUGAACGGCCGCAGACACAGGCUGACGACACUGAGAGCAUCAAUAUCCCUGUGAAAAAGAGGAGCCAAUUCCGCAGAUUGAUUGGCCAGUCGGUCAGAAAAACCAUUGACAAAGCGAAGCACCUGGCCCAUGAAGUGCGAAUGCAUGGUUCAGCGAGCAACUCUAGUAAAGAGGCGCUCAAGGAGCCGGACGAAGAGGAGGCCGCCACUAAGAUAAAGUUGCGCGCAGGACACAAGGGUCCCUAUGAGUUUGACUGCGUUAAACAGCUACAGGACAUGUCCAACGCCCAUUCAGGGCCUAUUUGGUGCGUCCGGUUCUCCGUGUGCGGCCGGCUUUUGGCGACCGCUGGCCAGGACCGUGUGCUGCGGGUGUGGGUUCUGCGCGAAGCACUUGCCUAUUUCUCCGACAUGUGCACUAAGUACAGCCACCCAAAGAGUUCUCCUACUCCGUCGCAAGAGUCUUUGCAGGCGGCGACGGCCCUUGAGGAGCCUAAAUUUUCAGUAGAUGACGGCCUGGGCCCGUUCGUGGCUCGACCAUUCGUGUCGUAUGUUGGUCACACGUCUGACCUGCUUGACGUCUCCUGGUCCAAGAAUUACUUUGUACUCAGCUCCUCCAUGGACAAGACUGUCCGGCUGUGGCACAUAUCCAGACAAGAGUGCCUCUGUUGCUUUCAGCACAUAGAUUUCGUCACCGCCAUUGUCUUUCACCCAAGGGAUGAUAGGUAUUUCCUGUCUGGCUCGCUGGACGGAAAACUAAGGCUGUGGAACAUCCCUGACAAGAAGGUGGCUGUGUGGACGGAAGUUGAGGGCCCAAUCAAGUUGGUUACGGCCGCCAACUUCUGCCAGAAUGGAAAAUUUGCUGUGAUUGGCACUUAUGAUGGUCGUUGUGUCUUUUACACCACAGAGAACCUCAAGUACCAUACACAGAUCCACGUUCGCUCCUCAAGAGGCAGGAAUAGUCAGGGCAGGAAGAUAACUGGGAUUGAGCCCAUGCCUGGGGAGGAUAAGAUCUUAGUGUCCAGUAAUGACAGUAGGAUCCGACUCUACGACCUGAGGGACCUGAACCUUUCUUGUAAAUACAAAGGCUAUGUCAAUAUUAGUAGCCAAAUCAGCGCAAGCUUUAGUCAUGAUGGAAAAUACAUCACAAGUGGAUCUGAAAACCAAGUCAUAUACAUCUGGAGGACCUACCAUGAACAAGCCAAGUUCACGUCAGCUCGCCGGGACAGGAACAGUUUUUGGGAAGGCAUUAAAGCGCACAACGCAAUGGUGACAUGCUCUGUAUUUGCGCCUCAUCCAGCCUCCAUCAUUCGUCAACUGGAGGCGACGGCGUCGCUCAACCUGCUAGGAGCAGCCGCUUCUGGGACACUGCAGGCUUCAACAACGCCGGAGGCUGGCGGUCCCAGCGGCGAGGGCUACAUCCUCAUAUCGGCUGACUUUAACGGAUGCCUCAAGGUGUUCCUUAACAGGCCCAAAGCCAAGCACAGUUCGCUGCCGGCCUCCGCGAUGGCUUGAACCACCCAGACCCAACAUCACUCCCCCUACAAGUGCGUUGUUGACUAUUCUUAUAGCCCAGUGUUAUCGGUGUAAUCCUUUUAAUAAAAGCCAUAUCAAGCAUGAAACAAAUUUUUGACUCAAUACCGUGGACUGUGCUGUUAUCUCAAUAA